Molecule: messenger RNA, 1737 nt
Organism: Ceratotherium simum simum (southern white rhinoceros)
Lineage: Eukaryota; Metazoa; Chordata; Mammalia; Perissodactyla; Rhinocerotidae
Gene: PCMT1
Product: protein-L-isoaspartate (D-aspartate) O-methyltransferase
Biological process (GO): protein modification process
Cellular component (GO): cytoplasm
Molecular function (GO): protein-L-isoaspartate (D-aspartate) O-methyltransferase activity
Source: RefSeq, a predicted model, not a curated record
UCACAGCGGCGGCGACAUCGGGGACGCGAGCAGGGCGGUGACUGUGUGGGAGGUGUUUUCACUCUUGGGGAAGCUGCUGGGCACCGUCGCCGCGCUGAAGGUCGUUCUGUUCCUGCUCCGGGUGUGCUUAGCGAUGGCCUGGAAGUCCGGCGGCGCCAGCCACUCGGAGCUGAUCCACAACCUCCGCAAAAAUGGAAUCAUCAAGACAGAUAAAGUGUUUGAAGUAAUGCUGGCCACAGACCGCUCCCACUAUGCAAAAUGUAACCCUUACAUGGAUUCUCCACAAUCAAUAGGUUUCCAGGCCACAAUCAGUGCUCCACACAUGCAUGCGUAUGCACUAGAACUUCUGUUUGAUCAGUUGCAUGAAGGAGCUAAAGCUCUUGAUGUAGGAUCUGGAAGUGGAAUCCUUACUGCGUGUUUUGCACGUAUGGUCGGACCUACUGGAAAAGUCAUAGGAAUCGACCACAUUAAAGAGUUGGUAGACGACUCAAUAAAUAAUGUCAGAAAGGACGAUCCAACGCUUCUGUCUUCAGGGAGAGUGCAGCUGGUUGUGGGGGAUGGAAGAAUGGGAUAUGCCGAAGAAGCCCCUUAUGAUGCUAUUCAUGUAGGAGCCGCAGCCCCUGUUGUGCCCCAGGCACUACUAGACCAGUUAAAGCCUGGCGGGAGAUUGAUAUUGCCAGUUGGUCCUGCGGGUGGAAACCAGAUGCUGGAGCAGUAUGACAAGCUGCAGGACGGCAGUGUCAAAAUGAAACCUCUGAUGGGAGUGAUCUACGUGCCUUUAACAGACAAAGAAAAGCAGUGGUCCAGGACUUCCGGUGCCAUGUUGAAUAAAAGUGACGAGAGUGGGCACCCUUGUCUUGUUCCUGAUCUUAGAGGAAAGGCUGUCAGCUUUUCCCCAUUGAGUGUGGUGUUAGCUGUGGGCUUGUCAUAUGUGGCCUUAAUUAUGUUGAGGGACGAACUGUAAAAGCAACAUCAGCUUGACCAGUAAAUAAUAUUACAGUGGAUUGCUCAUCUCAGUCCUCAGAGCUUUUUGAAAACCAACAGCAUCACAGCUUGUUUUGGACUUUGUUACACUCUUAUUUUCAGCAUGAAAAUGUGUGGUUUUGUAGGGUUUCUCAUUCUUCAAAGAGGCACAGAAGCCAAAUUGGUAGAGGAGGGGUGCAAGGUAUAAAUUUGUGUAUUGUUACUUUAACAUGCCCACAUUUUACUUUAAAAUAUUAAAAGAAGGGGUUCUGCAAAAUGGACAACUUAGUUUAUGAAUUGAUUUUGAAGAGUGGUUUUUCUUUUCUUAGACACUUAAUUCUGUUCCAAUAUGAAUUUAUGAGAUUGCUUUUGUGCAUCAGAUAACACCACCAUUCACCAGUUCAGAUUCUUGGUUUUUGGAUGUCUCUUAGAUGCUUUUGUAAAGCUUUUGCUGUGGUGUCAUAGACUAGCAUGCUGUAGAUCCAGUCGGCUGCUCUGUUACCAUACAACUAAGCCUUUGUCAAUAUUGACACUUAAGAAGACGGCAGGUGAUGCCCCUGAAAACCCUCAGCCGUUCAGAUUGGACAUAAUUGACGUAGUUCUUUCUUUCUCUCUUUAACAAGUAUAGGAGACUUGUAGCUCAGUAUUGUUUUUCUGUUUCUAAUUUGCUGCUGAUAAUGUAUAUGAAUUUAACAUGCUGUGUAAGCUGUGUCCUAGUUACUGAACAGUUUAUGCAGUGCUGCUUUGCCAAAUAAAGUUAAAAGUAAAAGAGGC